Messenger RNA from Limanda limanda (common dab), 531 nucleotides. RefSeq names its product gamma-crystallin M3-like. Lineage: Eukaryota; Metazoa; Chordata; Actinopteri; Pleuronectiformes; Pleuronectidae. Gene Ontology annotation, molecular function: structural constituent of eye lens. The transcript is spliced from 3 exons. Bases 1 to 531 code for a protein of 176 amino acids. The record is from RefSeq and is a predicted model, not a curated record. Gene Ontology annotation, biological process: lens development in camera-type eye; visual perception.
AUGCACGGCAAGAUCAUCUUCUACGAGGACAAGAACUUCCAGGGUCGCUCCUAUGAGACCAGCAGCGACUGCGCCGACAUGUCCUCCCACCUGAGCAGGUGUCACUCCUGCAAGGUGGAGAGCGGCUGCUUCAUGGUCUACGACCGUCCCAACUACAUGGGCCAGCAGUACUUCCUGAGGAGGGGCGAGUACUCCGACUACCAGCGCAUGAUGGGCUUCGGCGACUGCGUCAGGUCCUGUCGCAUGAUCCCGAUGCACAAGGGCUCCUACAAAAUUAGGCUCUACGAGAUGGAGAACUUCGGAGGCCAGAAGAACGAGAUGCAGGAAGACUGCGACAACUUCCAGGACCGCUACCGCAUGUCCGACUGCCAGUCCUGCAACGUGAUGGACGGCCACUGGCUGAUGUACGAGCAGCCACGCUACAAAGGCAGGAUGAUGUACCUGAGGCCCGGAGAGUACAGGAGCUUCAGGGACAUGGGAUACGAUGGAAUGAAGUUCAGCUCCAUCAGACGCAUCAAUGACUCCUGUUAA